Messenger RNA from Cuscuta campestris, 1394 nucleotides. The record is from the annotation of a GenBank genome assembly. Lineage: Eukaryota; Viridiplantae; Streptophyta; Magnoliopsida; Solanales; Convolvulaceae.
GUAAGAACGUAAACUUUAGUGAAUGUAAUGAAAAGAACGUACGGUAGCUUCUUUCUCAGCUUCUCUCUAGAGACGUUCUUUAGGCACAAACGGUAAUUUUGCAACCGGUUUCCUCUCAAACAGGUUGUUUAGAAAUCCGAAGACAAGGAAAAGAACCACCGCUAUGUUACAGCACAAGCAUCAAGAUGGGAGCCAGGUGGCGGGUAAACUGAUUCUGUUAGCGGUAGUUAGGGCUAUUACUGAUUUCUGGGAAGCUGUUAGAGUUAUUAAUUCGAAGCUCUCAUUCUGCCAUUACAGUAGCUUCCUGAUAACUGUAACAUUGGUAUCAAAGCUCCUUCUCGAUCCAAACCACGACAAUCUGGCCAAUACACGUGCGAAGAUCAAGAUGGAAGAAGCAUUGAAGAAGAUGAUCGAACAACAACGCGAUUGGAUGGCAUCGCAGUUUUCAGAACAAUGGAAACUCAUGGAAGAACAGGUAAAUUUAGCCUCUAUUCAUCUCAAAGGUAGAGCUGAAAUUUGGUUCAGUAACUAUGGUCAAUGGAGAAAUAACAUUUGUUGGGAUGAGUUUGUCAUGGAUUUGGGGGCCAGAUUCAAUGAAGAUGAUCACAAUGAUAUAGUAGAAGAAUUCAAUAAACUCUGUCAAACAGGAGACUUAGAAGAAUAUGUGGAUAAGUUUGAAGAACUUAAAGGGUUGUUGUUAAGGAAGAGGCCUAACAUGCCUCAGGAGUAUUUCCUGGAUAGCUUUAUUGCAGGACUAAAGCCACAAAUUAAGCCUUUUGUGAACGCUUUUGCUCCAACAUCAGUAACUAAGGCCAUUAGUUAUGCAAGGUUGCAAGAGCAAACUGUGGAAGCCUGGAGGACUCAAGAUAAAUCCAACAAGCACUCACAACUUCAAUCUAACAUGGGAAGGAAUAAUACACCUUUACUAGCUAAGCCUGAAUCAUCUGCCAAAUCCAGCACUCCAACAGGCUAUCAGGGUGCAUUCAGACCUCAGGGCAGUUACAACACGUCUAGCUCAGCCAAUAAACCAACCUUCACGCAGAGAAAUCCCAAGUUCAUCCCUGCAUCUGUCAGGGCUGAGAAAAUAGCAAAAGGGCUAUGCUAUUAUUGCGAUAAACCAUUUGAGAAGGGACACAAGUGUGAGAACAGGGAGACUCAACUAUUUCUGGUAGAAGUGCUGGGAGAGGAAGAAGCUGAGCAAUUUGAAUUGGCUGAGGUGGAAGCAAGGGUUGAUAAUGACCCCUCCAUCUCAUUUCAUGCUAUAUCUGGGGGCAAUGGAUACCAGACAAUGGAAUUUACAACUCUUGAUUGACUCCGGGAGUACACAUAAUUUCAUGGACAACAAUCUAGCUUACAGAUUGGGUUGCUACUUGGAACCCAUUACUACAUUGAAG